Molecule: messenger RNA, 468 nt
Organism: Fulvia fulva
Lineage: Eukaryota; Fungi; Ascomycota; Dothideomycetes; Mycosphaerellales; Mycosphaerellaceae
Exons: 1
Coding region: 1-468 (155 amino acids)
Source: RefSeq, a predicted model, not a curated record
AUGCCUAGCGAACUCACGCAGAAGCCAAAAGUAACGGACAAAUCCUUCUCCUCCACAGCCGCCUACCUAGAAUACCUCUCCACCACAGUAAUGGAAUCCCACGCCUUAACCGACAUGUCCAUCCUCCGCGACUACCUCGCGCCAGACUUUGAAAUGGUCGAUGAGACGAUCCAUAACUGUCCUGUCCCUCCCUCGUCAAAUUUAGAAGACCACCUGCGGAACACGGCGAUCUUCAAGAAGCAAAAUCCGGGUUGGAGAGUUUUCAUUUGUAAUGUGAAUUGCAGUAUGGUCAAGGGGGCGAACACGGCAGAGGUGUGGAUGACGUGUAGGGGGUGUGAUAAUCCGGAUGAUUCGAUGUUUAAUCGGGAGAGUGUUAGUGUGUUGCAUUGGAGGAGACGGAGGGAGGAUGGCGGGUGGGUUUGUUAUCGGCAUAGUGGGAUUAGAGGUGGGGGGGAUUUCUUCCCGUGA